AUGGGCUUUCAUCGAUGGCUGUUGUUUAAAGAUGUCAAGGGUGAAGAUGUGGUGAAGUUAACUUUGGCGUUGAAGAUAGCUCGGCAGGACCUCACAAAAGCCCAGCUGAAGCUGAACGCAAUGGUAGCAGACUAUGGAGAUGUCGUGCCCAGGAGAGAUUUUGAAUCACUGGAGAAAAAACACUCUGAUUUACUUCAGGAGAUGAAGACUCUGCAGAAGGAUUUUAAUCAACUCCAUACAGAAUAUGAAACACUGCUAGAAAUCCACAGAGAGACUGCAGAAGAGCGAGACAACUUCUGCGCUGAACUCCAGCGAGUUCAGCACAACCGCACGCCCCGGCCCAACUGGGCAAAGUGUUCAGAGGUGAUUCCUGGUGGAGCUGAGCGGUGGGGCUAUCUGGCUGAGGGGAAGACCAGCGAUCAGCUGGUGGAUGUUCUUCUGGAAGAAAUAGGAACAGGAGUGCUGAAGGAGAUAAACGUCUUCCCUGGAUGGGGCAAAGGUGACAAAGUUCCUGUGUACCUGAGGCAUGAAGGUGAAGUCAAGAACAAAAAGCUGACUAAGAAGGAUGUGGUGAACAUCCUAAGGGAUGUCUGGAAGGAGAAAAUUGCACUAGAACAGCAGACAGGGAAGCGAUCCUGUCUUCCUGAGUUCUUUCUCGGCUACCUCCAGAAGAAGUACGGAGAUGCCGCUGCCGUGGAAUGGUCUUACACCCUCUACGAGAACAUGCGGCUCUGUCCAUCAAGCCAUGUCCUGAGCUCGUUCUACAACAUACUCACCGGGAAGGUAGGUGAAGAGCAGUACCAUGGCCAGAAUCAGCUGAUUUCCAGCCUGCAAGAGGAGCUGGCUGCCUGCGACAGCUCAAACAGCGGAUCCCUGAGCAGCAAGCAGUUCAGCAUGGCCGUGCGGGAAGCUUUUCCCCUGAAAAGGAAAGAGUCAAUCCAAGAACUAGUCGAUGCAAGCAGGUACAAUAUGGACAGCACUGAAGAUCUCGUUGACUACAUAUCCUUAUUUAAAGAAGAUGAGGAGGGGAACGUUGAACCUUUCGUUGCCAAGCUCAGGGACCAGUACGUCAGGGAGAAGCAGGACUACCUGAGACAGCUGAAGAACAAGCUGGGAGAUUUAACAGAGGUGAAUGCAGAUGAUCUGAAGACUGCUUUCUGCACGAUCGAUCCUGAUAUUGAUGAUCAGACGCUGGAUACCUACAUUGGCCUGGUUUAUCAGAUCCAAACAGAAGAGCCAGACCACGAAGCUGUCCCUGUGGAAACCGUACUGGAGAGACUACUCGCUGGGGAUGUGAGACGAGUAGGGCCCUCACCCAGGGAGGGAAGCACGAAGGAGAGUAAGGACACUUCCAAGUAUUAA
Messenger RNA from Phaethon lepturus (White-tailed tropicbird), 1362 nucleotides. It is a transcript of the gene TSNAXIP1, whose product is annotated as translin-associated factor X interacting protein 1. The record is from RefSeq and is a predicted model, not a curated record. Gene Ontology annotation, cellular component: cytoplasm. The transcript has 9 exons. Bases 1 to 1362 code for a protein of 453 amino acids. Lineage: Eukaryota; Metazoa; Chordata; Aves; Phaethontiformes; Phaethontidae.